This is a messenger RNA of Ochlerotatus camptorhynchus, 380 nucleotides long. RefSeq names its product defensin-A-like. The transcript is spliced from 2 exons. The record is from RefSeq and is a predicted model, not a curated record. Gene Ontology annotation, biological process: humoral immune response; defense response to bacterium. Bases 24 to 335 code for a protein of 103 amino acids. NCBI's taxonomy places the organism in Eukaryota, Metazoa, Arthropoda, Insecta, Diptera, Culicidae.
CAAAAGACUACCACAGUAUAACCAUGCAGUCUCUCAGCGUAAUUUGUAGCGUCGCCAUUUGUAUCGUAGCUCUCGCCACCACCGGUGGCCAAGCGUAUCCUCAAGGAUCGCAACUGGCCGACGAGCAGGUUCGCUCGUAUGCCAAUACUCUAUUUGAUGAACUUCCGGAAGAGUCCUACCAAGCUGCCGGGGCAAACCUCCGACUGAAACGUGCCACCUGUGAUCUGCUGAGCGGAUUCGGUGUUCAGGACAGUGCCUGUGCCGCUCACUGUAUUGCCCGUGGCAACCGUGGAGGCUACUGCAGCUCGAAGAAGGUUUGCAUUUGCAGAAAGUAAACGCUCUUUUCCGGAUUUUCGUGACCAUUGUUUUGGAUUCCUUCU